Molecule: messenger RNA, 3198 nt
Organism: Scatophagus argus
Lineage: Eukaryota; Metazoa; Chordata; Actinopteri; Scatophagidae
Product: endothelin receptor type B-like
Exons: 8
Coding region: 386-1618 (410 amino acids)
Biological process (GO): regulation of blood pressure; vasoconstriction; G protein-coupled receptor signaling pathway
Cellular component (GO): membrane
Molecular function (GO): endothelin receptor activity
Source: RefSeq, a predicted model, not a curated record
UGACGGCGUCCCUGCGCUGCAGAGCGCAAUCGGAGCAGGGAGCGGAGGACCCUGACGCACAGCGGGACCCUCUGGUCACACAGCGAGCUUCCACUGCUGGAGCCCAUUAAAGAAAUCGUAAUUAUUAAAUCGUUAUUUGAAAAAUUAUCCAACCAAACAUUGGAAUUCUGCUGGAAUAUCGACUGGAAACGUUGAGCCUGGACCUCACCACAACACCGCGACCUGGUCAAGCAAUCUCGGACUCAGACCAGCGUUUCCAGUGCCGCAGCAAAGCCCAUCGUGUGGAUGUGUGUGAACAUGUGUAUUUGAGUGCCUUUAAGUGUGCGCUUUUAGACUCCUGUGUGUGCCUUUGAGUCAGCGAACGUCUUGCUGUUUGAGUGCAAGGAUGAGGGCCAUCACUCUGCUGUGUCUCCUUAUGGCUGCGGAGGUCGGAGCGUCGCGGUUCAUCCGUGACUCCCAGGGCAGCUCCAAAACUCCAGAACCUUCCAAGAACAACACCUCCGUCCCAGUUCCACCCCUACAGCCGGUCCGGCCACGAGGCUCCUUCCCCCCCAUGUGCAUAAAGCCCACAGAGAUCAAGUACGCCUUCAAGUAUGUGAACACCGUCGUGUCGUGCCUGAUCUUUGUGGUGGGGAUCAUCGGCAACUCAACGCUGCUCAGAAUCAUAUAUAAGAACAAGUGUAUGAGGAACGGACCCAAUGUCCUGAUUGGCAGCCUGGCACUGGGGGACCUGCUUUAUAUUGUCAUCGCCAUCCCCAUCAAUGUGUUUAAGCUAAUAGCUGAGGACUGGCCGUUCGGCGUUUACGUCUGUAAGUUGAUGCCAUUUAUCCAGAAAGCUUCGGUGGGAAUCACCGUCCUCAGCCUGUGCGCCCUCAGCAUUGACCGCUACCACGCAGUGACAUCAUGGAGCAGGGUCAAAGGGAUGGGGAUCCCUCUGUGGAAAGCAGUGGAGGUGACUCUGAUCUGGCUGGUUGCCGUGCUGCUCGCAGUGCCCGAGGCGCUUGCGUUCGACAUGUUGGAGAUGCCGUAUAGAGGCACCAAGCUGCGCGUCUGUCUGCUGCAUCCAGAGCAGACCUCCAGCUUUAUGAAGUUCUACCAGGAUGUGAAAGACUGGUGGCUGUUCGGUUUCUAUUUCUGCUUCCCACUGGCCUGCACAGGAAUCUUUUACACACUCAUGUCCUGUGAGAUGCUCAGCCGCAAAAAAGGGAUGCGCAUCGCACUCAAUGACCACAUGAAACAGCGGAGGGAAGUGGCCAAGACGGUGUUCUGCCUCGUGUUGAUUUUUGCUCUCUGCUGGCUACCCCUUCAUCUCAGCCGUAUUCUGAAGAAAACAAUAUACGACCAGAAUGACCCCAACCGCUGUGAGCUGCUCAGCUUCCUGUUAGUGAUGGAUUACAUUGGUAUCAACAUGGCCUCCCUAAACUCCUGCAUUAAUCCAAUUGCCCUCUACUUUGUCAGCCAAAAGUUUAAAAAUUGCUUCCAGUCUUGCCUGUGCUGCUGGUGCUACAGAACAUCUCACUUGGAUGACGGAGGAAGACGAUGGAAGGGCUCUUGUCAUGGGAAUGGACUAGACCGCUCCAGCUCCCGCUCCAGUCAGAAAUACACAAGCUCUUCCUAAGCACACGCACACACACACUCAUCACACUUCUGCCCAACCCAUGUUCCCAUCACAAAUGGAGUGAGGUUGAAGGUGGAGAUAGAAGACUCUGACCCAAGCUGAUGAAUGACAUGACAGGACUGUACCUGUUCAGGCUGUAAUACUAACUGCAAAUGCUAUGACGCAAGGCUACAUAAAAUAUGUUCAUAAUACGACUCUGAGACUUGUGUAAUGGACUAAGAAUCUCUCAGUGGAUGAACGCUGUGAAUACAUUUAUAAAGAAUGUUUAUUACCAAAUGUAAAUUUAUGUACAGGAUUAUCUACAUGCAGAUUGCAGACAUAUGAUUAUAUCUAGCCUUAGUGCUUCAUGUAUGAAUAACAGCACUGAUAAGUACUACCUGUUGAAGCUGUAAUACCUCACAGGGGAAAGAUAGAGGGAUACCGUGACCCUGAGUUAAUUUCCGAAAGGCCUUAAAGGUUGCAAGUCUUUUGUCUAAAAAUGCACGAGUACGCCUCUGCGUAUGAAGGCAAUCAGUAGCUGAUUAUCUGACAAUCUACUGCAUUCGUCACCGAGCUCCUCAGUAUGUCACCCAUGUGCUCUGGUGACAUCACACCAGGGUAAAAUGAGCUCCACUGUGCCUCUUACAGCCGUGUUGAACAUCAAAUAACUGGAAAUCAUCACUGACAUGAGUCAUGUGGAGGCCAGCUGUUGUCUGAGAAUGCUGGCAAAUACCAGAUGAAUCCGAUUGUGCUACACAGAAGAUCAUUAGGCCUGUUGUUAUUGCAGUAUUCAUGCGGUUUUCUGUUUCCACAUGUAUAAAGUCUUAACCCUUUCUCUUACAAUGUAGCUUUUAUUUUUCUAAGAAAAUAACACAGAACAUGUAAAGCUUAUUUUAUCUCCCAACACGUGGUGUUCCUUUGUUAUUUCUGAUAUUUCACCUCUAUACUUGUGACAAAUCUUGUGAUGCCAACACGUCAAGAAAAAGACUAUUUACACGUUUUCUUGCUCUAUCAGAGAGAAUACUUUGAUUGUGCAGCAUUAUCAUUUGGGAAAAUUACUGUAAGCAAACUUUAAACUUAGAUGAAUCAGUGCUCUUUACUCUGGCAGUACUGAGAGCAUACGCUGAAGACACAUGCAAGAUGAAUCCAUUUCAUAUUGUGCGUUUGUUUGCCUCUUGGUAUAUCGUGACUAGGAUAGGUGUUGUGUUCGGAAUUUUCUACAUCAAUUUAAUAAAGUAAAGUGACCUUCCAAACUCCAGAUUUGCUGAUUACCAGACGAGAUGUUUUCUUCACACUGAAGCAUUUUAAAGUAGACUUUAUUCAUGUAAUAUGUAUAAAUGUUCGGACAUUCUUUGCAUUUGCAGCAGCGCGCAGAUCAGUUGAUUGUGCCGUAUGUGACUCAUUAACUCAUCACAUCUGUUUAUGCCAUCUUCGCUGCAGUUUUAGCUACAUCUAACACACAAGGACCACUGAGCUACAAUAUGUAGAUGUAUGGGAAGGUCGAAGAUAAAAUGCAACGUAAAUAUUGGCCACAGCGUUUUAAAUUACAUUUAUACUGUACUUGUGUGCAGAGGGUAUGCUGUAAUAAAUGUUUUAUAGCA